AUGUGCAGUAUUUGUAAGGGAAAUUAUUUUCACGAGAGUUGUGCAGAAAAAUCUGGAGCAAUGAAAGGAAAUACAAUCAAAUGUGGUCAAUGUGCAAAAAGUGAGGUUAAGUCGGAUGAAGUCGAUUUUUCUUCAAACAAAUCAAAGGAAAUCUCAGAGUUUCAAAAGUUAUUUCAGAAAAUGGAAGAAUCUAUGGAAUUCCUGAGCAGCAAAUUUGAUACUCUUACAGUGGAAAAUCAAAAUGCAUUACGGGAAUUGCGAGAUAUGAAAAGAGAAAAUAUCCAAUUAAAAACCAAAGUUAGCCAGCUGGAAAAAAGAAUCUGUGAACUAGAAAUCAAAGAAUUUUCCUGUAACCUAGAGAUUCACGGAACUCAAAUCAAAAAUGAAGAUCCCAAAGAAGUUCUAAUGGAAAUUGCUAAUGAUCUUUUAUCAUGUAAUUUUAAUAGUCAAGAUGUGUCAGACUGCUUCAAACAAGAAACCAAAAAUGGAGCAAUAAUUGUUGCAAAGAUGAGAUCACGUGAUAUAAAAACUAAGUUUAUCAAAGCACGAAAAAAUCGUAAAAUGGAAUCUAAUAUGCUGAGUUGCAACAAAAACAAAGAGAAUACCUCAAAGAUCUAUAUAAACGAGCAGCUCACCUUUACAAACAGAAACUUGUUUAACAUUGCAUACAAAUUAAAAAAGGAAAGGAAAUACAAAUACUGUUGGACAAAAAAUGGUAGGGUAUAUGUAAAAAAAUCUGAUGAUUCUGAGCCAAUUUACAUUCACAAUGAGGAUAUUAUCAAAACUCUUUAA
Diabrotica virgifera virgifera (western corn rootworm) is the source of this 792-nucleotide messenger RNA. RefSeq lists its product as uncharacterized. The transcript has a single exon. Lineage: Eukaryota; Metazoa; Arthropoda; Insecta; Coleoptera; Chrysomelidae. Bases 1 to 792 code for a protein of 263 amino acids. The record is from RefSeq and is a predicted model, not a curated record.